UUGUUAUCAGUAUUGGCGUUUGCACACAGGGUGGAUUAGCAAACCAUUAUUGUUGGUUUUUGGUGCUACCAGAAUCACCAGAAUUCACCACAUUGAUCAGAAAUCAAGUGCCAGGUUCUAAAACUGAGGGUUUAAUGCUUGAAGAACUCCACGUUAUCCACAAUGGCUGAGUUGUGUUUAUUUUCUGGAGCAUCUGAUUGAGAAGAAUCAAAGGUUCGACAAUUAGCUGAUAAGCUGCAUCAGGUAACAGACAGGGCAGUUCUGUUUGAGUAAAAGAGUCCAUUGAUUAACAGUUGGAGGGAAUGUCCUGGUUGUGUAUUCCUUUACACUUAGGACCUGAUCCAGCUUGAGUGAGCAGCUCAUGGCUGUUCCAAAAGGCCAAUUCUGAGUGUUUGAAGAGUCACUGGGUGCUGUAAAAGUUGGAUUGCAUGCUUUAUCUACAAUUAUAGGGACAGUAAAGAUAAAGACGUAGACUUCUGAUUUGGACCGUCUGAGAAAUUUCAGAAACGUAUUGCAUCGAAACACAAUGCCACGCUCCAAAGAAAUUCCUGAAGACGUCCGAAGACAAGUGGUCGAAGCUCACGAGUCCGGAAAAGGCUACAAACAGAUUUCCAAAGUUAUAGGACUCCCCAAGACGACCAUUAGAGGUAUACUACGGAAAUGGAAGAGGUUCGGGACGGUGGUGACGCUACCCAGGAGCGGCCGACCUUCCAAAAUCUCUCCAAGAGCAAGGCGAGAAAUAAUCCGUGAGGUCAUGAAGAACCCCUGCACGACAUCUAGGGACCUUCAGGCCACGCUCGCCUCGUCGAAUAUCUGCGUCCACCAGUCCACCAUUAGGAGGAUACUGGGAAUACAUGGGAGACCAACUCUGAGCUCCUUUGAAGGCAACAUGCCGUUGUCCAAUCAGGAAGAGGAAGACAUGCUCAAUGCUUCAUGCGGAUCGAGUCAGGACGUAAAGAAUCACGAGCAGCAAGAAGUGUUAAAAAACUCAAACACUAACUCAGACAAUGCUAGCAAGAAUAACAUUAAAUUGUCUGAUGAUAACAAGGAAGGUGCUGGACCCGAGGAGAAUAACGGAGAAGAUGAGAACGAGAACUGUGAUAACGAAAUGCCGUCCAGGGAUGUUGGUGUUGCUGACGGUGGGUACAUGGAAACAGCUUCGACCAACAAUAACGGUGGCGAGACUAAAAAGUGUGAUUUUAGUGAUGGAGGUGAUGCUGCUGAGAAAACUUCCACAAACACUAACAGCAGUGAUGGAGCCGACGAGAAUAAGAAGUGUGUUGUUGAGACCGCUGUAGACGAUAGCAGUCAAAUUGUUGACGCCGGUUACACCGCUGGCUGCGACGUCAACGGUGCCUUUAGUAAUAAUAACAACGAUGGAGCAUGGACUGAAGAAAUAGAUUACAUUAGUACAUUAACGUUUACUUGAACAAGCACCUACUGUAGGCUAGCUGGCAGGCCGAACUCGACGUGCAUGUAACCUUUAUGGUGUGGACGACCACCACAAUCGCCCAAGAGACUGCAGGAGAGGGUUCAGCUACAGUAGGGUCCAAAAUCGGAAAUGAAUACGUUGUAGAAAACUUUACGCUAUUAUUAUUAUUGUUAUUAUUAUUAUUAUUAUUGAAGCAUUUUUUCCUUCGAAAAAUAACAAAACCUUAGUUAAUGCUGCUAAAAGCCGCCUCCAAUUUUCGGACCCUAUUGUAUUCCACACUGCGGUUUCAGACAAUCCUGAGACAAAAGUGAAGCUCUGAUAUGAUUUCCUGACAUUAUCUGAGUUUAUUCUUACUGACACUAUUAUGGCAAACAAAAGAAAGUUUGUGCGCUAUACAAUACACUAAUACCUGGUCUUUGUAUCUGGCUAAUCGGGUUAGCCGGCUACUAUCGAAUCAACCUCGGCCCGGUCAUAAAAAAUAAGAAAAAGAAAUUCCUGAAUAAAGACGGCCACUCCGUUGGCGAGGCACAGCGUAGUCAUGCUAAACAAUGCUGAACGGAUUUAGCGAUUAGUCGUUUAAGAGUCAAAACGUUCUUUCACAAAGCUUCGUUCGUUACAAGCCGAUUUUUUUUUAUUAUUAUUAUUAUUAUUAUUAAUAUUUUAUGGCAAACAAGAAUCUCUAAUGGCUAGUACUUAAACAAAAAAAAACAACCCUACAAAAGAUGAACUGCUACCUGCACAGUUGGCUAGUGACAAAAAACCUCAAACUCCACACUGAGAUGUUUUUGUCUGUCUCUCUAUAAAAAAAAAAAAAAAAAAAGACAAAUUUUUGUCUUGUCAGGUUUUCCGACUUCCUGCUAUGUUUCAUUUUGUCCUUAUGCUCAUGUAGCAUUUCAGUGUUCUCUUUAUUUGUAGCUAUAAUUUGUUAUAUACCUUUCUACAGUUCUGUUCUGUACAAUUUAUGUAUGAAAUUUAUCCCUGAACAAGGACAUCAUGGACACUAUUCAUGGAGAUGAAGCAGUUGUUUUUCCUCAUUUCUUUUUUUUUUUGGAGUUUGUAAAAAAGAUGAAAAAGUUCUCAAUCAAUUAAAACAUAAAAAAGGCUGAACGUAUACAUGUUGUUCAUGUGCAUGAUAAAUCUCUGAGAAUUCUGUUUUGGAUUUCUUCGCUGUUCCGGGUUUGUGUGGGGAUAUUCUGGUUUCUUGGAAAGGGUCAGUCCGUUUUCAUAUCCAGACUUGACAGAAAGUAAAUAUUGUGUGUUUGCUGCCCUUGGAUGUGUUGACCUCAGAGGAGAAGUAACACUGAUUAACUUGGACCAGAGUUUAGAUUCAUGUUUAUAACAUGAUAGAAUUCUGACUAGCGUUAUGAAGAGUUUUGUUUUUUUUACGCUCUACAGGUUUCACUGCUUGACCGUUAGACGUUUUCGAUCCUUCCAUCUUCUCCACUUCAGACUGUUGAACCGAACAGGAAAUAACUGACGGAAUCCUGAUUAAAAAUUUUCUUUGGAAAUAUGCAAAUGAAGUGCAGCGAUCAAUCUGCGUAGUAAUCAGUUCGUUUAUUUUCUGUCAGUUCAAGUUGGAACUAAUUUUUCGGUAAGGACUUAAAAGAUAUUUGACUAAAAUGUUCUGACUUUUUAGGUCAAAUCGGCUCUUAUCGACAUCUCAUCAGCGAUGUUUACUUGAUCCCUUGAUUUUUCUAAAGGCAGCGAAACUGACCUCUUUAAUCAGGCUAAGGGGAAGCGGAUGAGGCGGAGGAGGGUGUGUAAAACAGUGUGUAAAACAGUGUCACUGUGGCUUCCGCAACACCGUAUCUGUUGACUUCUUAUUUUGAGAUAAGAUACUGUUCAAAUAGAUUUUGUUGCCAUGUUAAAUAAACCA
Molecule: messenger RNA, 3308 nt
Organism: Tachysurus vachellii
Lineage: Eukaryota; Metazoa; Chordata; Actinopteri; Siluriformes; Bagridae
Exons: 3
Coding region: 527-1429 (300 amino acids)
Source: RefSeq, a predicted model, not a curated record